AUGGACCCCACAGCAGGGCCUGUGUACUACCAGAAGCUGCUGCUCUGGGAGCUGGGCUUGGAGUCUGAGGAGGAAGAGGAGGGGACGUCAAAGCCGCUGGUUCCCCACACCGGGAGGCCCCAGGACUCCACUGAGAACAAGGCUGGUGGCCUUCCGGGAUGCUGGGCUCGGCUAGUCGCAGCCUUGCUGCUGCUGGCCAUUAGCAUCUCCCUGGCUGUGAGGCAACUCCAGACUAGCAGCAGCUCUACCGGAAGUUUGGGCUCCGUGGCCCCUCCAGCCACUGGGCACUCCCAUCUCCCGGGCGUAUACCACCAUGGUGCCAUCAUCAGCCCUGCUGCCGCGUGCUCCACCCUGGGCCGAGAGCUGCUUGUGGCUGGAGGCAACGUCGUGGAUGCCGGAGUGGGAGCAGCUUUGUGCCUGUCAGUGGUGCAUCCUCAUGCCACAGGGCUAGGUGCCACGUUCUGGGGCCUCUUCCACAAUAGCUCCUCAGGCAGUUCAACUGCCCUGACCUCAGGCCCAGCCCGGACCCUGGCCCCUGGGCUGGGGUUGCCCACGACUCUGCCUGCUCUGCGCUUACUGCACAUGCACUUCGGCCGCCUGCCCUGGCCACGCCUGUUGGGGGGCCCCACCAUCUUGGCUCAGGAGGGCUUCCUGGUGGACGCAUCUCUGGCAAGGGCGCUGGCAGCCCAGGGCACAAAGGGCCUCUGCCCACUGCUUUGUCAUGCUGACGGGACCCCCCUGGGUCCCGGGACCCGAGCCACCAACCCAAGACUGGCAGCUGUGCUACGUAGGGUAGCACUCGCCCCCACCCCACACCUCACUGGGGAUGCCCUCCUGAGUCUGAUGGCCAGCGACCUGGGGCUGGAGGCCCCCUCAGCUGAGCCCCUGCCCACCUUGGAGCCAGUGCUGCAGCUGUCUGUGCCCCAGGGCACCCUGCUCACCACCCCUAGCCCAUCAGCUGGCCCAGAACUGCUGGCCCUGCUAGAGGCAGCCCUACACUCUGGGGGGCCCAGCCCUGACCCCUGCCCACCACUCCUACAAGCUACCGGGACCCCGGUGAGCAGCAUCCUGGCCGCCAUCGACAGCAGCGGCUCUGUGCUCCUUCUCACCUCCUCACUCAACAGCUCCUUCGGCUCUGGACACCUGUCCCCCAGCACGGGGGUUCUGCUCAGCAACCUGGUCACCAGCUCUGCAACAAGUGCCUGGGCCUGCCCCCUCAUCUUCCGAGGAGGCCCUGAUGACAUGGAGGCCGACGUGGUGGGGCUGGUAGCUUCAGGGGCUCCCUCGGUCACCAGAGCCAUGACUAGUGCCCUGCUCAGACACCUGGCAGUGCCCCAAACCCAGGCCCAGCACCAGCACCAGCAAAGACCAACAGAGAGUCCCAGCACUUGUGUUCAGGGAACCCUGCUCCAGGUGACAGCCCAUGCAGAGCAUGCCCACGUCUCCAGUGUACCCCAUGGCUGCUGCCCCUUCCAGGGCUUCUAA
Messenger RNA from Trichechus manatus latirostris (Florida manatee), 1485 nucleotides. It is a transcript of the gene GGT6, whose product is annotated as gamma-glutamyltransferase 6. Gene Ontology annotation, cellular component: extracellular exosome. The transcript is spliced from 4 exons. The record is from RefSeq and is a predicted model, not a curated record. Lineage: Eukaryota; Metazoa; Chordata; Mammalia; Sirenia; Trichechidae. The coding region runs from base 1 to 1485 and encodes 494 amino acids.